UGCGACACAAUGCAGAUCGCUUCCUCAAUGAAUCAGCAGUAGAAGUGAUAGAACCACUGUUGUCACACCAUCGCGGCUACUAGCAAUGAAAGGCUUCAGCUUCGCGCUUGUAGUCCUUUUACACUUGCGGGGACCAGCAUCCCUCUGCUCGGCACUGAGACUCCUCAACAGUCUUAGCAUUCCCAGCAACAAUUUCCGUCAGUAGGUGCAUUCAGAUCACCAAUAAUAUCCAAUGUUAUUUUUGGCAGCUUGAUGCUCAGCAGAUUGAUCAGCCUCACCCUCUGAGGGUGGGUUGACUUGUGGAAUUAAGAUGGUCCUUGAGGGUAGUUUUGUCAAUUGAUAAAGACGCAUUGAUUGCUCUUUCUUUCACUCACCAUUUUACCUCUGCCAAUAUCUUCCCUCUCUUUCCUCUUAUCCUGUUCUGUGGAAGUGCAGAGAGAGGUUUCCUGUACUGAAAUUCUUGUUAGGAGCGGCGGCGACUGAAGUUUUCGUCUCUCCGGUCAAUGAGCAGCCGCUGGUCAGUUCCAAUCUUGUGAUUAAACCGUCUAAUACUUUGCCAAGAAUAUUUAAGGAAAGAGGAAGAAAUAGAAGCCAUGGAAGCAUCAGGCUUGAUUAAUUCAGUCGCCACUUUCCACAUCCCAUCUGCAAAAGCAGCCACCUUUAAGACUUCGCUUCCCGUUGUUGGCCCAAGAAUCCACCUCAACUCCCUUUCCCGAAAGCAUUGUUGCAUAAAUUCUGGAAAGAAUUAUAGCAGAAACGACAACAUUGUAGCUGUUGAAACUGCGGAUUACAUUGAAGAUGGUGAUAAUGAUGAUGAUAGCGUGGGAAAAGACAAGUGGACUCCUAAUAUUGCGAAUUGGGAGGCAGAGUUUCUUGGGGAGAUUGACCCAUAUGGAUAUUUGCCCCCUAGGAAGAGGAAAAAGCAGCCGAAAUCUAGGUUAUCGCAAGAAUCUGAUGAAAUGGAGUGGUGUGUAAGGGCUAGGAAGGUUGCUUUGAAAUCUAUCGAGGCCAGAGGAUUGACUGAGAAAAUGGAGAGCUUGGUUAUUGGCGAGAAGAAGAGGAAAAAAAAGAAGAAAAAUCAACCGAAAAUUGACAAAGUAAACGUGUUGAACUCCACUGAUGAUGAUGAGGAUGAGGAUGAGGAUUUUGACAUUGAUGAGGCAGAUUUUGAUGUAGAUUCUCCGUAUAAGACUAGUCAUCUUAGGAGAAAGGUGAGUAUGAUUGCAGGUGGGAUGUUCGAAGAAAGGAAGGAGAAAUCUAUGGAAACAUUUGUUCAGAGGCUUUCGCAGUUUUCAGGGCCUUCUGACCGUAGGAAAGAAAUUAACUUGAAUAAGUCGAUUGUGGAAGCGCAGACUGCUGAGGAAGUUUUGGAGGUUACAGCUGAUGUCAUCACAGCUGUUGCAAAAGGGCUUAGCCCUUCGCCCCUAUCGCCUUUGAAUAUUGCCACAGCUUUACAUAGGAUUGCCAGGAAUAUGGAGAAAGUGUCAAUGAUGAGGACUCGUAGAUUGACAUUUGCGCGGCAAAGAGAGAUGUGUAUGCUUGUGGGGAUGGCAAUGGCUGCCUUGCCUGAGUGUUCGGCACAGGGAGUUUCCAAUAUUGCGUGGGCCUUGUCCAAGAUUGGUGGCGAGCUUCUUUAUUUAUCAGAAAUGGACAGGGUGGCUGAGGUGGCCUUGACUAAAGUGUCUGAAUUCAAUUCACAGAAUGUUGCUAACUUGGCUGGUGCCUUUGCCUCUAUGCAGCACUCUGCUCCAGAGCUGUUUUCAGAAUUAUCUAAAAGGGCCUCAAAUAUAAUUCACACUUUUCAGCCGCAAGAAAUUGCUCAAGUAUUGUGGGCAUUUGCUUCACUCUAUGGGCCUGCAGACCCUAUACUGGAGUCUCUAGACAAUGUGUUUAAGGAUGUGAAACAGCUCAAGUGCUGCCUAGACAACAAAUCAUCUAAUGUUGAUGAUGAGAGAGGAGCAGAAAGCACUGGGAAUUUUGUAGAUUCAGAAGCGUCAAGCUCUCCCACACUCACAUUUGUCAGAGAUCAGCUGGGUAAUAUAUCUUGGUCGUACGCAGUUCUGGGCCAGUUAAAUCGUGUAUUCUUUUCACAUGUCUGGAGAACUUUGAGCCAUUUUAAGGAGCAACAAGUUUCUGAACAGUAUAGAGAAGAUAUUAUGUUUGCUUCUCAGCUGAACCUAGUGAACCAGUGCCUGAAACUUGAGUAUCCCCAUCUUCAAUUAUCCUUGCCGAAUGAGCUAGAGAACAAAAUUACUCGUGCUGGACAAACUAAGAAGUUUAAUCAGAAGGUGACUUCCUCAUUUCAGAAGGAGGUAGCCCGUCUCCUUGUUAGUACUGGCCUAGAUUGGGUCAAAGAAUAUAAUGUGGAGGGCUACACUUUGGAUGCAGCCUUGGUUGAUCAGAAAGUUGCUCUAGAAAUUGAUGGGCCAAUGCAUUUCUCAAGAAAUUCUGCAAUUCCGCUAGGCCAUACUAUGCUAAAACGCCGUUUCAUCACUGCAGCUGGGUGGAAGCUCAUCUCUGUAUCCCAUCAAGAAUGGGAAGAACUUCAAGGUGAGUUUGAGCAGCUAGACUAUCUUAGAAGGAUACUCGACAAUCACAUAGGUAAAGGAAGCAGCAAAAUUGUGUCGUAAAUAGAUGAGUACCAAGUGAGGUAGACAAAAAUCAGAGCGCAUUUUAACCAAUCCAAUGGACUAUAUACGAUUCCAUGUUGCUACGGGUUUAAGUUUCUUGUUCUCUGUCAAAUGGCAAAGGUAUUCCAAUUUACAUUAGAGCUUAAGGUGCCCUUUUGGCGUCCAAAUGCCAUUUCUCUGAUUUCUCUGCUAAAUAACCCAGUAUAUGUUUAUAUUCUCCA
Molecule: messenger RNA, 2851 nt
Organism: Sesamum indicum (sesame)
Lineage: Eukaryota; Viridiplantae; Streptophyta; Magnoliopsida; Lamiales; Pedaliaceae
Gene: RAP
Product: RAP domain-containing protein
Biological process (GO): regulation of mitochondrial mRNA stability; mitochondrial RNA processing; chloroplast rRNA processing
Cellular component (GO): chloroplast; ribonucleoprotein granule; mitochondrial matrix
Molecular function (GO): RNA binding
Source: RefSeq, a predicted model, not a curated record